GAGCAGUCGAUCACUCGGUAGAGAUUUGUGUAUGCAUGGAUGGCUUUCCUCGGAUUACAGUGCACGUGCUGUGGGUCUGUUUCACCUUGCAGGAGAGCGUGAUGAUCUGCUUGUGAAGUGACGCACAGGAACUUUACACAGAUAUUUAUAUAUCUCUCUCUAUAUAUCUAUAUAUAUAUUUGCUCAGGUAUAAGGUAAGAUCACGGUUAUCCCUGCGAUAUUGUGCUGUUUUGUUAUAUAAAGUGCAGGUCAGGAGUGCUGCAGUGUUAUGCAAUCAACAGAAGAUCAUAUGGCAUUGAUCUGCUGAGCGACUGAUAGCGCAUCUAGCUGCUCAUCGUCAAAUGCCUGCGAAGAAGGAAUUAAAGUGGCGGUUCAGGGUUUAAAAAUAUUUGUUAUUUUAACGUCUUAUGGGAGAUAGAAAUGGGAAUACCUGGAGUUCUCAGUGUCUUGUGAGUUGUGUAAAGUUGUGAUGUAGCGGUGGCCCUUGUGCAGGGGAAAGUAGAUCAUGCUUAAAAGGUCACCAGAUGACGAAAUUUGCAUGUUCGUUGAAUCGCCAUGAUUGUAUACAAAGAUGUGUUAUACAAACAAGGAAGAUUUUCUGAAGAAUAGAAUAUGUUUUAAUCACAAAAGAAUAGAAAAUCAUAUUACAAUAGAAUAUAACAGAAUUUUUUUUAUCAUAAUAGAACAUAACAGAAUAAAGUUUUACCAUGAUAGAAUAUAACAGAAUAAAGUUUUAUCACAGUAGAAUAAAAUACAGUGGAGUUUUAUCACAAUAGAAUAGAAUAGAAGAUAAUACAUUCUAACUUAUUUAUUUAUUUAUGUUUUUUUUUUUGCUUGUUUGGUUGUUUUUAAACAGAAGUAAUGUUUGGGUACAGCACCGCAAGCUAUUUACUUAUUUACCACCUACUAUCAUUUCUAUCAAGAACAAAAGAAACAAAAAGAAGUAAAUGGUUUUUGGAAGGAAUGACUCUGUUUUAUUAUUUAAGGGAUAAUCCAUGGCCGGGUGUGCAUUAGACGAUUUUAAUAUACAAUGUGGAGGAAAAGAAGCACCCGACACAAAGCGGAGUAGGGAUGUGCACUACGACUGAUUUCAUUGGCGUUUAAACAGAAAUUGCGUAACAGACUAGUCAACUGGUCUAAAAGAAAGAAACACCCAGAAGACGGUCAAAAAACACUAUGGGGAUCUAUCCAUUUGAGAUCCUUAAUUUACGAAACCGAACAGUCAAAUCUCAUACUGAAUGCCAUUGAAAAAUAGGUCAUAUAUAUGCGAUGUGGUUGCCUUGCAUUAUGGUCAUUGUACAUUAGGCUGUCGUUAAAAAAAAAAAAAACAAGCAUUCACUUAAUCAACGUUUGCCAAUAGAGACAUAUUUAUUCAAAUCAACUGAAUCAAUAGGCAGUGGAAUUGUUAUAUAUUAGUUUGACAUAGCAUAGCCUACACAAAACUUUUCCAUUUUCUUCUGUCAAAAUACUCCCACACCUUGCUCGUCUUUCCAGUGGACAUGUCUCUAAGCCAUGAGUGACAGGGAGAAAACGCAUGCAAGGUCUGAGGUGAAAUGAAUUUUUUUUCGUUUUUCGCUCCAGAUAGCACUUUUCAAAAUAAUGUAUUACUUUUCAAAUGUGACGUUAAUGUGACAGUAAUUUGAACAUAGCCUUUGUAAAAAUAUAAAGCAAAACCUAAAUGUGUAAAAAAAAAAAAAAAAAAAAAAAAAAAGUAUGUAACCGACUAGUAUUUCCAAUGUUGACUAGCAGCAGCUGAACCAUUUAGUCGACUAGUCUCACACAUCGCUACUGCAGACUGCAUUAAAAUUGUGUAAUGUACACAAAUUUACAUUGUGAUUUUGAUUAUUACAUUUGAUUAUCCUGCUUAUACCGUGGUCACUUGCCAGCGUUGACAAGUUAAAGCUGUCACUGAUGAUACAACCUGCAAAACCCUGACAGUUUAUACACAAAACUGCCUUAAUAUGAGUGAGAAUUCCUUCUGAUAUAUUUAUUAAAAUAAGCAUAAAUAUAGUAAUAUCACAAGGUUUUUAAAAGGUUGUUGUCUUGCAUCACUCUUUCUCAUUACAUAUACAGAAGAUGCUCUAGAUGUCAUAUGUGAAAUCAACAGUUUUCUUUCUGUCCAGGUUUUGCCUGAAAUAUGAAGUACAUCUUGGUCACUGGUGGUGUUAUAUCUGGAAUUGGUAAAGGUAUUAUUGCCAGCAGUGUGGGAACAAUCCUCAAAUCCUGCGGCCUCCAUGUCACCGCCAUCAAGAUCGAUCCUUACAUUAAUAUUGACGCAGGCACAUUCUCUCCCUAUGAGCACGGUGAAGUGUUUGUGCUGGAUGAUGGUGGUGAAGUAGAUCUGGAUUUGGGAAACUACGAACGCUUUCUGGAUAUCCGGCUAACCAAAGACAACAACCUGACUACUGGGAAGAUUUAUCAGUCUGUUAUCACGAAAGAGAGGAGAGGGGAUUAUCUUGGCAAAACUGUGCAAGUGGUACCACACAUCACCGAUGCCAUUCAGGAAUGGGUUAUGCAGCAAGCCAAAGUGUCAGUGGAUGAUGAUGGGGUUGAGCCACAAGUCUGUGUCAUAGAGUUAGGAGGCACCGUUGGAGACAUUGAAAGCAUGCCUUUCAUAGAAGCAUUCAGGCAGUUCCAGUUCAAAGUGAAACGUGAGAACUUCUGCAACAUUCAUGUCAGUCUUGUUCCACAGCCCAGUACUACAGGAGAGCAGAAGACUAAACCUACACAAAACAGUGUGCGAGAGCUCCGUGGUCUGGGCCUGUCACCUGAUCUGAUCGUUUGCCGAUGUUCUACACCCCUGGAAGCUGCAGUGAAAGAGAAGAUCUCUAUGUUUUGUCAUGUAGAGCCAGAGCAGGUCAUCUGCAUACAUGAUGUGUCCUCAGUCUAUAAAGUUCCACUACUCAUGGAGGAUCAGGGAAUGGUGGAUUUUUUUUGCAGAUGGCUGAACCUGCCCAUUGAGACAAAACCCCGCAGGAUGCUCACCAAAUGGAAAGAAAUGUCAGAUAGAACUAACCGCCUUUUGGAAAGCACAUCGAUCGCAUUAGUUGGAAAAUACACCAAAUUUUCAGACUCCUACGCAUCAGUGAUUAAAGCACUGGAACAUUCAGCCCUUGCAAUCAACUACAAGCUAGAGGUGAAAUACAUAGACUCUGCAUAUCUGGAGCAGAGCACAGAGCUUCAAGACCCGGUGAAGUAUCACGAGGCCUGGCAGAAGCUCUGCAGUGCUGAUGGUGUUUUGGUACCAGGAGGCUUUGGGGUACGAGGCACUGAGGGAAAGAUUCAUGCUAUUAACUGGGCAAGGAAACAGAAAAAACCCUUUUUAGGUGUUUGUCUGGGCAUGCAGCUUGCUGUCUGUGAAUUUGCUCGCAAUGUACUUGGCUGGAAAGAUGCCAACUCUACUGAAUUCGAUCCUGACACAAAGUACCCUGUAGUGAUUGAAAUGCCAGAACAUAAUCCGGGACAAAUGGGUGGCACUAUGAGAUUGGGGAAAAGGCGAACCAUCUUCAAAGGCACCACAAGUAUUCUCAGAAAAUUGUAUGGAGAUGUUGAAUAUGUUGAGGAACGACACAGACAUCGUUUUGAGGUGAAUCCAGAGCUAAAACACCAUUUGGAGGAAAAAGGCCUCCGUUUUGUGGGCCAGGACCAGGAGGGUGAACGAAUGGAAAUCAUUGAAAUGGCAGAUCAUGCUUACUUUGUGGGAGUGCAAUACCAUCCGGAGUUCACCUCUCGCCCCAUUAAGCCUUCCCCACCCUACUUUGGCCUGCUUUUAGCAGCUGCAGGAAAACUACAGAACUACCUGCUCAAAGGGUGCAGACUUUCACCACGAGACACAUACAGUGACCACAGUGGCAGUAGUUCUCCUGAUUUGGAGCUCUCUGAACUCAAAUUCCCAAUACUCGCAUAGAAGGGAUAUGCUCACACACAGUGGACAAGCACAAGGGAAAUGAAAAGCUUUUUACUUUUAUCUUUACCUUAAGACAAAUCCUGUCAUCAUGUCAGCAUUAUUAUUUAUACUGAUUGUACUAUUGAUCAUUUUGUAUGAGAGUCGAAGAGACCUAUUACCGUUUAACGGCGUUAAUGUUUUAUGCAAUCACUACAGCAGAACACAAAAUGAAUAAAUUAACUCAAAUAUAAGAUUUAAAUGACCAUUUAUAGAGUGUUGGGAUCUAGAGAAAUAUUUAUAUGUGUAGAAAAGUAUUUUGCAUGUGGAAAGAUAACAAACUGUCAGGGAUUAAUAAUACAUGUUGCAUCUUUAAAUAAACAAUACAAAAUGUUUAUAUUGCCAUAAUAAACUAGAAAUGGUGCUACAA
Ictalurus punctatus (channel catfish) is the source of this 4313-nucleotide messenger RNA. RefSeq names its product CTP synthase 1b (gene ctps1b). Gene Ontology annotation, biological process: CTP biosynthetic process; pyrimidine nucleobase biosynthetic process. The record is from RefSeq and is a predicted model, not a curated record. NCBI's taxonomy places the organism in Eukaryota, Metazoa, Chordata, Actinopteri, Siluriformes, Ictaluridae. Gene Ontology annotation, molecular function: identical protein binding; CTP synthase activity. The transcript is spliced from 17 exons. Gene Ontology annotation, cellular component: cytoplasm; cytoophidium. Bases 2138 to 3907 code for a protein of 589 amino acids.